Messenger RNA from Erpetoichthys calabaricus (reedfish), 1290 nucleotides. RefSeq names its product DNA fragmentation factor, alpha polypeptide (gene dffa). Bases 158 to 1108 code for a protein of 316 amino acids. Lineage: Eukaryota; Metazoa; Chordata; Cladistia; Polypteriformes; Polypteridae. The transcript has 6 exons. The record is from RefSeq and is a predicted model, not a curated record. Gene Ontology annotation, biological process: apoptotic process; regulation of apoptotic process.
CAGUCCCGCCUCUUCCUUGUCGAAAACUAAACAAGCAAGUUCACAAUUCUCUGAUAUCAUCAAAUUCCCUAAAGCGUUAGACUGGAAGAAAUUAACUGGGUGUGUUUUUAUCUUUCUCUGUUUUUGUGCCAUUUUUCCUUAACGCUACAGCCACACAAUGUCUACCGUAAAAGCAUGUAAGGUGUGUAAUUUCUCACGGCGGAAGUCUUACGGCGUGGUAGCCUCCUCUUUGGACGGACUAAAGAUCUGUGGGUGCGAGGCUCUGGACAUCAAAAGUGAAGAAAAUGUCACUAUUGUGUUGGAGGAUGAUGGGACAAUCGUUGAAGAUGAGACAUAUUUCAUGUGCUUGCCUUCAAAUACCAAGUUCAUGAUUCUUCAAAAUAAUGAAAGCUGGAUUCCAAAAAUGAAAGUUGAUGGAGGUACUGCUUGGCUAACUGGAAAUGAAACAUUAGAUGAAUUUGACGGAGUAGUUACUACAGCUCAAAAGUGGAAACAUCUGGCACACCAGCUAAAGCAGAAUCUUUCCAGCAUUAUACUUAUGUCAGAAGAAGAACUUCAGACCUUAGUUGAUGUCAAUUGUAAUGAGCUAGCUGAAGAAAUGGGUCGAAUGGAAGAGGGAGCACGUUUUCUGCAAGAGACUUUGCAGAGGGUUCUUGACAGGCGAGAGGAAGAACGGCAAUCCCGGGACCUUUUACAGCUGUACCUUAAGGCAGCAGAGCAAGAAAAUACCUCAGCAGCUUCUACUACAGAUGUUUCAGCUGAUACCAUCGAUGCACCAACUAACAUGGAUGUAAACUUCACAAGUGACAUUCCCAGCCAGAGUUCAAAGAUUGGCCAGCGAACUCUCAUGGUUCUCAAGGGUAAAACAAAUCCACAGACUAGACUAUCCAACCAGGAUUUACAGCUGGUACUUGAGGAGGGAGGACAGAAUCUGGCUUCCUUGCUUAGCUGGGACAGGCAGAGGUCAAACUCAUUGGUGGCAGCCUGUGAAGAAGAACUGAAACGACGAACACAACAAGUGCAGAGCCUGCAGUCUCUCAGUGGCUGUUCCCGACACCGGGCAGCAUGGGAACUCCCUGAUAAUUGCCAGGCUAAGCGCAAGAAAUAAAUUCAAAGCAAAGACUGAGCAACAAUCCUAUAUAACAGAGGUGCCAACGUGAGUUACGAAGCAUGAUUAGGAUUCUCUGAAUGGUCCAGUUGUCAAGGUAAUGAAAUCAUUACUGAGAAUUGCAGAUACACUUUAUAUGGCAAACUACUGAAAAAUUAAACAGAUUUUAUAUCAUUUUGAAA